Trichoderma virens Gv29-8 is the source of this 849-nucleotide messenger RNA. RefSeq lists its product as uncharacterized. The coding region runs from base 1 to 849 and encodes 282 amino acids. The record is from RefSeq and is a predicted model, not a curated record. The transcript has a single exon. NCBI's taxonomy places the organism in Eukaryota, Fungi, Ascomycota, Sordariomycetes, Hypocreales, Hypocreaceae.
AUGCCCAUUGACGAAUAUUCUCACUUCUUUUCCAAUGGAGAUGUCAAGAUCCAUUACCACCUUUACGGGCAAGGCCCAGCCUUGGUGUUCGUCCACGGCCAUCCAGACAACGAAAUGACCUUUUCCAAGCAAAUCGACGAGUUCUCAAAAGAUCACACUGUCAUUCUUCCUACCCUUCGAGGAUAUCCCCCAAGCGAUGUACCGCUGGACCCAGAUGCCUAUGACGGCAAUGUUAUGGCCGGUGACUUGGUAGCCCUUCUGGAUCACUUGAAGAUUGAAAAGGCCAUCUUUGCUGGAGGAGACGUUGGCGGCAUUACUGUACAAAAGCUCGCUUUCCUUCACCCUGAGAGACUCUUGGGGUUGGUUAUCUUUAACACACCAAUUCUCGGCACCAUGAUGCACCUCAUUCACCACGACAAGGAACAGCAAGAGCUGUCCAAGUAUUCACUUAAAUACAUCAAGCACAACCCCGGCGACGAGUACGACUUGGACCACGUCGUCCACACCAUUACAGAUCCCGAGUAUCGCGCCGAGAUCAAAGAGUAUCUCAAGAACUCUCCAGAGGGCGGCAUGUUCUACUUUUUCCGCAAAAACUUUCCCGCGCCGCCAUAUGGCCAAAACAUCGACACCUCGGGCAUGCACUACAAGAUGCCCUGCGUCGUUAUCUGGGGAAUGCAGGAGCCGUAUUUCUCGGAUAGGAUGUUGGAUGGAUUCUACAAGUGGUUUGAUCAGUCGGUCCGCGUGGUGACGCUGCCUCAAGCUGGACAUUGGCCUUGGAGAGAAGAUGCGACAAAGGUGAACCGGGAGCUGCGGUCGUGGCUGACUGCGUUGGAAAGCGGGCAACUUUAA